CCAUGGAGGUCCCUGCCUUGCCCGCUGCUGCAGCUCUUCCCGAAGAGUCACAACCCACACCAGCGAAACCAGUGCAGAUCACAGUCCUGGCGGCGCAUGAGCUGAAAACUAUCAAAAGCAACGUGUCGGCCACUUUGGUGCGCGUGGAGUACAACGGAGUGAUCCUGGGAGACUCCUCCAAGACUGAUGUCCUGCCAGACGGGACAGCAAGCUACGAUUUCGUGACCAGCUUUGAGUGCAACCCCAAUGGGCCCAACUCCUUGGCCGACAUCGCGCAGAAACCUGUGCUCUUUACAGUCAUAGAAGUGUUGCAAAAGGAUAAAAAACAGAAGGAGAAGACCGUGCCUCUUGGUCAAGCUGUGGUGGACCUUCUGCCUUUGCUGCAAGGACAGUGUUCGUUUCAGGUCUCGGCUCCUUUGUAUGCAGUGCUUCCUUCUCCAUUAGAGAGCCUUCACCCAGAGGCCAAGGGUGGCCUUGAAGUGACAGUGUGCACCGAAGAACCCCUGCUUUCUGCGGCGCAGCUCUCAAAUGGGAACCUCCUGAGCGUCACCCUGGAGGCAGCUUAUUCUGUCCCCGAAGCAUUUACUCCUGCUGGGCCCUCCCAGAACUACAUGGCUUGCUUACAAGUACCAGCAGCUGAGGAGGGAUUCCCCUUACUCUUCAAGAAUGGCGUCCUGAAGCUUGCUGGGGGAAAAGAGCCGUUACCCCGGCCCAAAAAAUGGUCCCUUGCUAACAUCAUGGCCCCUGGCGCUCUGAACAUGCCCAACAACUUUGUUGUUGGUGGUCCCUAUGAGGAUGAGGAUGGAGAGCUCAACAAAAGAGAGGACAGGGAGCUGAGGAUCCAAGCAGAAAGCUCAAAGAGAAUUGUGUGGGACAUGGAAAGGCGCUAUUACCUGGAUCCUGCUGCAGUAGUCACCCUGCAGAAGUGCAUUGCUGAGUGCCAGUACUGGCCCGUGGAGGUCUGCAGGAUGGCGGUGGCCUCAGCCACCAAGAGGAAAACCAGCAAAGCUGACAAGGGAGAUGAGGACAAGCAGAUUUUCUUCCAUGGGGUGGCUUAUGUCAACGUGGCUCCUUUGCUGUGCCCCGGUGUGAAGCGGAUCCGAGGCGCUUUUCGUGUCUUUACCUACCAAGACAACGAGGUGGUGGAGAAGACUAAAUGUCAGCACAGCGUUUUCCGGGAUCUCAGGAUGCAGCUGGGUCUGACUGAGGAAGGGUCGUGGGCCUCAGGAAUCAGUACUCCCCUUUCCAAAGCUUUUCCCAGCAAGACUCAUAAGGAAGAGAAAAUCACCAGAAGGGUGUCCAGCGUGCCCAAAAUCCAGUUGUCAGAUGCCUCUCUAGAAAAUGAAAAUGCCACAAACCCCAGCCCUGAUGGACAGCAAUAUGCUGAAGCGGGAACGUUCCUGGUGAUGGAGAUAAAGCUGGACAAAGCCUUGGUACCGAAGCGAUUGCAAGAGGAGCUCACCACACGGGUCAAGCAGAUGAUUCCUCCUCGCCCUCCGCUGCCUCCCCGGACAGAAGGAGCCAAAAAGCCCAUGGAAGAUUAUCACAACCACAUCACGAGCAUCGCCGUUGCCAUCCUCAGUGAAUGCCAGAAGCUCUUUGGGAAGCAGCUGCCUGAGGGGGGAGUGAUAGACCCCCAAACCCUGGAGGAACAGAAGCGUCAGCUCAACUUCGAGCUCAAUAACUCUGGGAAAUAUUUUGCCUUUAAGGAACAGCUCAAGUAUGUGGUUGUGAAGAUUGUGAGGGAGAAAUACCAGAAGACCACGGCGUUUGAGACCCAGAAGGAGCUCCAGGAAUUUCUCAGUGAGCUCUAUGUGUACCUCAUGGACCAGAUGCACGUUGCCCUGAACCAGCUUCUCUUUGAGGAAACUGCUUUCCCUGUCCCCGUGUUCCGCAUGACCGCUGAGCAGCUCUGGCUCUUUGCUCGCGAAGCUGAAGUCAACAAGGAUUAUGAGCUGGCAUCCACCUACCACCAGCAGAGGUUAAGUCAGGACCAGCAGAACAUCCAGCACUGGCUGGACUAUGGGGCAUUCCACCUCCUGCUGGAGGAAACAACCAAAGCCCAGGAGUGCUUCCGGCAGGCUCUUGCUCUGGACCUCCAUCACAUCCAAAGCUUGCUGCUCUCGGGGGUUGUGGCUGUCAUGCUGCAGCACUACGAAGAGGCAGAGAUUUUCUUUGAGAGUGCCUGCUGCUUGGAGCCAUCCAGCAUCGUAGCCUGGACGAUUUCAGGUUUAUUUUAUGAGCUGCAGAAUAAUCAUACGCAGGCAGAAAUGGCUUUCCGUGAGGCUAAGAAACUACUGCAAGCACAGCUCACCAAGGAGAGGAGCAUCUCUCAGGCUGCUGAGGGAGAAGGAGAGAAAAAGCAAACUUCUGCUACACCUGUGAGGUCUCAAAGCCCUGGCCCAGAUGAGUCCUUGCCAGGCCAAGUGCCGGAUGGUUCAGCUGAGCAGGUGCCAGAGGCGGUGGAGCCUGCCCUGACCUUCGUGGCACCCAAGGAAGAGGAGGGAACCCCAAAAGCACCAUCCCCUGUUUCGGGACAUGGCCAACCUCCCUGCACAGUCUUCAUGAAGACGGUGGAAUUCCUGAUGAAAUUCAAUGCCAUCCAGUUUGUCCACAUGGCGCUUGCCCACGAGCUGCUGAGCCUUCAGGGAGGUCCCUCCUGUGAGUACCACCUGGCCCUGGCCCGGGCUUGUUUGCUGAAGGAAGAUUUCUCCAAAUGCCAAGAAAGUCUCUGUGAGGCCGUCAGGAUCGACCCCAUGAAUCCCAAUGUCUGGGCUCAGAAGGGCCACCUGUGCUACCUGCAGAGGGACUUUGGGGAGGCAAAGAAGUGCUAUGAGCGAACCGUCGGCUUUGUGGAGGACGCUGAGGAUAUGCACUUCGUCUACCUGCGCCUGGGCUCCAUCUACCUGGAAGAGGAGGAGUUUGGCCAGGCCAAGCAGACCUACCUGCUCGCCUGCGAGAACUCUGCGUCCUGUCUCACCUGGCUGGGGGUGGGCAUCGCCUGCUACAGGCUGGAGGAGAUGGUGGAAGCAGAGGAUGCUCUCUCCGAAGCCAACACCCUGAACAACACCAACGCUGAGGUGUGGGGAUAUCUCGCCCUCAUCUGCCUGCACGGAGGACGGCAGCGGGAGGCAGAGCAGUGCUACAAAUACACCCUCAAGCUGGGCCUGAGGAACGAUGCCUUGCUGCGGGAGAUCCAGGCCACCCAGCAGCGGCUCGGCUUCGGCAACCCGGCCUUCUGAGCCCCCCCACCGGGACCCCCCCACCGCUACGGGACCCCUCCCCACCCCCAACCCCCCUUACACAUAAACCCCCCUGCUCCCACCGAGGGCUCGUCUCCACUUCUAUCCCCAUCGCCGGCCCAACCCACCAGGAGUGGCGGAACACCCCCCGGGAAGACACACACACAGACACACAGACAGAGAGACACGCAGACAGACAGAGGCACACACAGGCACAGACAGACACACA
Calidris pugnax (ruff) is the source of this 3471-nucleotide messenger RNA. RefSeq names its product cilia and flagella associated protein 70 (gene CFAP70). NCBI's taxonomy places the organism in Eukaryota, Metazoa, Chordata, Aves, Charadriiformes, Scolopacidae. Gene Ontology annotation, cellular component: motile cilium; extracellular exosome. The transcript is spliced from 28 exons. Gene Ontology annotation, biological process: cilium movement; cilium assembly. The coding region runs from base 3 to 3242 and encodes 1079 amino acids. Gene Ontology annotation, molecular function: protein binding. The record is from RefSeq and is a predicted model, not a curated record.